AUGGAUAGCCAAAACAGCCUCUCGAUGAAUGGUGGUGGGGAUGCACAAGCACUUUUAGAUCAUCCUGGCGGUGGCCAGAUGGGCAUACACAGCCAGAACAAGAUCUUGCGAUCUGAUUUUCCCAAGGAUUUUAUCUUUGGUUCUGCAACAUCUGCUUAUCAGGUUGAAGGUGCUUGGGCCACAGGUGGUAAAGGCCAGAGCAACUGGGAUGUCUUCACACAGAGAACACCUGGUAAAAUUGAGGGUGGAACUAAUGGUUGUGUUGCUAUUGAUCAAUAUAAUUUGUGGAAGGAAGACGUGGCUUUAUUAAAGAAUCUAGGCGUUGACUCUUAUAGAUUUUCAAUUGCAUGGACAAGAGUAUUGCCAGGGGGAAGAUUAUCGGCUGGCAUAAGCAAAGAAGGAAUUAAGUAUUAUAAUGAUCUUAUAGACUUGCUCAUUUUCGAAGGAAAGAUUAUUGUGAGUUUGCCGAGCUUUGCUUUUGGGAAUUCGGUGAUCGGGUAA
Molecule: messenger RNA, 501 nt
Organism: Fraxinus pennsylvanica
Lineage: Eukaryota; Viridiplantae; Streptophyta; Magnoliopsida; Lamiales; Oleaceae
Source: the annotation of a GenBank genome assembly